GGUACAUCCGGUUGUCUAGCUGGUAUAAAUAGCUCGGGAUCGUGUAUCCGUUUUAUAACAGUGUCUCGUGAGGGAAGAGUCUUAACUAACUCAACAUGCAUUUACUUAUUUGGCUUUUGACGAUAUCGCUCUGUUAUUUAUCAACAAAAGGAGCGGUCCUAAAAUUUGUUAGCGUGACACCAACGCUGGCUAACAACAACUCGUGUGGGCUGGUCACCUGUGAGCACACUUUACAACAAGGGAACCUCUACGUCCAAGAGAUACGCCUCUACAAUGUCGCCCAAGGCGGAUCAUCAAGGCUAGCCAUUGUCGAAGGUGAAAAUUGCGACAAAGGCAAGCAUCAAAGCGUUUCCUCGAUCAGGCAGUCCUUUUCAAGGUCGGGCGCCAGCGUGGUGGUGGGAGUCCGAGGGGCGGCUAUCUGUAACGAGGGCGAGUUUAUGUGUGAGGUGACCUACGUCAAUGACCAGUUAGAGAAACUGACGGAUGUCGUCAUCGUGCGAGCCAAUGUCCGUCUUCCUUCAGUGGACGGUCUGUGUGAAGCUGUGAGCGAGGUGACAUCGACAUUAGAAGCAUUACAGAAUCAACUCGCUAAUCUAACUCAGUUUGCCAAGUCACAAAAUUUAUGUUCGACUGAAGUUACCUACCCUGAAGGAAAACUGGUUUUUCGUGGAACUAAGUCCGUGAAAUCUUCUGUGUACGAGGCGUAUAGAUCUGGCGCAGGCGUACCGGAAACUGUAGAUGACGGAUGUAAACAGGUUGGCAAAUCAAUGAACUGUUCCAGCCACUACAGAAACAAUGAAAUAUUGAACAACUGGAAAGGCAUCUCCAAUGUCACCUUGGCCAUCUACAAGGACAAUGUCAAGGUCAAACAGGUCGUUUUCAACGCAGUAGGAUCAAACUACAUGAGCUGGUACGAGAAAGGGCGAGUUCUGGACUCGUCGUGGUCAGACCUGAAAUCUGCGACCGCCAAUUACUUCCGCAUCGUGGGGCAUCAGGAUGGCGGGCUGAAGCGGACAUUCUUUAUGAACCAUUACUACAGCACGUGCGCAGUAGACGUGGGCUGGUUUGUUGCUCUGGACGCUAACCAAGGUGGCUGUGAGUGGGAAAAAAAUGAUGGGUUCCCCGCGUUCAAAUACGCCGCUGGGGAUCAAAGAGUUAACUGGAACACCGCUGGUGUAGGCGUGGCUGAUUACAUCGCCAUAUUUGUGAAAUAGUUGGAGGAGAUUGCCUUUGUGACAAUGACAAUUUCAUUACCUUUGUGACUAUCCCAUCACCUUUGUGACAAUCUCAUCACCUUUGAGACAAUCCCAUUACCUUUGUGACAAUCUCGUUACCUUUGUGACAAUCUCGUUACAUUUGUGACAAUCUCAUCACUUUGAGACAAUCUCAUCACCUUUGUGACAAUGUCAUCACCUUUGAGACAAUCUCAUCACCUUUGAGACAAUCUCAUCACCUUUGUGACAAUCUCAUUGCCUUUGAGACAAUCUCAUUACCUUUGCGACAAUCUCAUCACCUUUGUGACAAUGUCAUCACCUUUGUGGCAAUCUCAUCACCUUUGAGGCAAUCUCAUCACCUUUGUGACAAUCUCAUUGCCUUUGUGACAAUCUCGUCACCUUUGUGACAAUGUCAUCACCUUUGUGGCAAUCUCAUCACCUUUGAGGCAAUCUCAUCACCUUUGUGACAAUCUCAUUACCUUUGCGACAAUCUCAUCACCUUUGUGACAAUGUCAUCGCCUUUGUGGCAAUCUCAUCGCCUUUGAGGCAAUCUCAUCACCUUUGAGACAAUCUCAUUGCCUUUGUGACAAUCUCGUCACCUUUGUGACAAUCUCAUUGCCUUUGUGACAAUCUCAUCACCUUUGUGGCAAUCUCAUCACCUUUGUGACAAUCUCAUUGCCUUUGUGACAAUCUCAUCACCUUUAUGACAAUCUCAUUGCCUUUGUGACAAUCUCAUCACCUUUGAGACAAUCUCAUCACCUUUGAGACAAUCUCAGUACCUUUGUGACAAUCCCAUCACCUUUGAGACAAUCUCAUUACCUUUGCGACAAUCUUAUCACCUUUGAGACAAUCUCAUCACCUUUGAGACAAUCUCAGUACCUUUGUGACAAUCUCAUCACCUUUGAGACAAUCUCAUUACCUUUGAGGCAAUCUCAUCACCUUUGUGACAAUCUCAUCACCUUUGAGACAAUCUCAUUACUUUUUGUGACAAUCUCAUUACCUUUGUGACAAUGUCAUCACCUUUGAGACAAUCUCAGUACCUUUGUGACAAUCUCAUCACCUUUGAGACAAUCUCAUUACCUUUGAGGCAAUCUCAUCACCUUUGUGACAAUCUCAUCACCUUUGAGACAAUCUCAUUACUUUUUGUGACAAUCUCAUUACCUUUGUGACAAUGUCAUCACCUUUGAGACAAUCUCAUCACCUUUGUGACAAUCUCAUCACCUUUGAGACAAUCUCAUCACCUUUGAGACAAUAUCAUUACUUUUUGUGACAAUCUCAUUACCUGUGUUCUUUCAGCUCAGUGCUAAAAUGUUGGGAAUGAAAUGCAACUCGAUCCCAGACUAGCAUUCCUAAACUUGUAACAAGAGGCAUACAAAUGAACUGACCCAAUCAUUCACUCUUGAGAUUACUCUGAAAGACACAAAUACUCUGAAAGACACAAAGAUAAAGGCACAUUCCUCGUACCAUAUGCUAGGACAAAUUUGUACAAACACUCCUUCUUCCCUAGUGCUAUUAGAGCAUGGAAUGGGUUGCCUGAGCUAGCCAGGAAAACCAGUGACUUGGCUGAAUUUAAGUCAUUGGUUUAUAUGCAUGACUAAAUGCAUGACGCGUAGGACGUAAUCAUCUUCUUUUUUGAAUUAACGUCUGUAUUAUAUAAGAUAAGAUAAGAAGAGAGUCUUAUGACUAUUCAAAGCAAAGCUAAGAAAUCCAAUGACACAGAGAAGAUACAAGAUAAUUUUUUUUAAAUAAUAGGCACAAAUCAUUUUUAGCGGCCCUCGAAAGGGGAAAAAACGCUAUUAGUUUUGUGUGGAAUGUCUGUCUGUCCGUCCGUCCGUCUCGUUUCGAUCUCGUAAACUAGAAAAGAUAUUGAAAAUCCGACAUCAUGACCUUUCAAAGUUCUGAUGCAACGGCUACUUUUUUUCUUUUCUGAAAGUGAAACAUUAAAUUUUUAAAAUCAACUAUGCAAGCAGGGUUUUUUUUUUCAUAUAAAUACACAAUUUUUACAACUAUUCACAAUUAAUAGUAACAAACACAGGAUGCUAUUUAGUAUGAAAAAAAAUAAAGAUCUACCAUAUUUUCAGUAGAUUUAUGCAAACGGUUUUAGAGUUUUUGUAAAAAGAAAUUAUUUUUUGUUACAAAUGCAUUGCUAAGUUAUGUAAGUUCUGUCAUACUAAAUACUACAUUUACAAAAAAUUGUCACUUUUUUUUACAAAGAGAUAAAAUCUAUUUAAUAAGCAUAUAAGUGGAACAUACUUUAAAACAACAAUUUAUAAGUAGUGUUUCAUAUUAUCGCGUGAACUGCAGGGUAGUGCUACAUCCGCAAGACACUUAACUAAGGAUUUUUUUUUAAACGAAAUGUUUUGUGUUGUUUUUUUGUUUUUGAGACUUUGAAUAAGAGAUUGACUCUAUACAAAAACAAUUAGAUCAAUAAGAUAAUCAUUAUAUGAAAUCAAUCAGGCCAAGUUCACAUCUAACUUCACCUUCACUUUCACCUAUCCUUUGGUCUGCUAGACCGCUGGGGCACCACACAAGAUCUGUCAAUCUUCUUUCCCCUUUCUUCUCUGUAAUUUGCCUUUGAUAGAAUUUCAUUCUAUUUUUUUCUGAAAAUAUUGAAACCUGCUUUUUUACCUACCUGGGUGGACCACUUCGGGGACCGAUUUUGAGUUUGUGUUUCCACACAAACUGUCUUUUGUAACCUUGUUUUAAUAUCAACUUUUUCUGAUAUAUUUCAUUUAUCGUUAUAAUGUUGUUGCUUUUUAAUGUAUAAUGUAUAAAAUAGUGGCAUUUGUUCUGCUGGUAAAAAUGAAAUGUCAUUUUGUUAAAUAUAGAGGGUGAAAGUAAGCACAUAGAAACACAAUGUUAUCACAUGACCGGAUGUAUGUGAACAAGUGUCAAGGGGAUUUGAAUUAGAGUUACUAUCUAAUCUACCGGAGAAUCGGUCGGAGAUUGUACUCGGUCAGCCUAGCGGCCAUAUAGACAUAGUCUAUGGAUAAUAGUGAGCAAAUAGAUGUUAUCUUAUCAGAUUUUCCCAAGGCUUUUAACAAAGUUCAACACCUUAGUUUGCUUAAAAAAGUAAAAUAUUUUGGCAUUGAUGGUCCAUUGCAUCUGUGGAUUAAGGAUUUUUUGAUAGGGAGAGAACAAACUGUAAUAAUAAAUGGCUCUAAAUCAGGGGUGGGCAACCUUUUUGUAUCGAGGGCCGCAUUUGUCUAAAUUUGGGAAUGGCGGGCCGCAUAUGUAUAUACAACUUAGAAAGAUACUCUAGCUGUGUAAAAAUGGCUUUUAAUUCAUAUUUACACUGUAUUAUAUUCACGUUUUUUUUCCACACUCCACGUUAAGGAAUUACAACAAGAGUUUUUAAACCAAAUUAAGAA
Molecule: messenger RNA, 4585 nt
Organism: Biomphalaria glabrata
Lineage: Eukaryota; Metazoa; Mollusca; Gastropoda; Planorbidae
Exons: 4
Coding region: 96-1214 (372 amino acids)
Source: RefSeq, a predicted model, not a curated record